Molecule: messenger RNA, 426 nt
Organism: Penicillium brevicompactum
Lineage: Eukaryota; Fungi; Ascomycota; Eurotiomycetes; Eurotiales; Aspergillaceae
Exons: 1
Coding region: 1-426 (141 amino acids)
Source: RefSeq, a predicted model, not a curated record
AUGCUGCUGAAUUUGAACGAACACCAGACAUCCCUCGACACUGGCCUCUCAUCCCCAGAAGAAGAAACAGACACUUGCUUCAACGAGCUUCAUGGGCGAAUGGGCUAUGGUCCAAUUUUUGGAUCCUGCAAUCCUUCCACCUUCGAAUGGACUGAUAUUGGGGGACAGGCAGGGCCCAGCCGGCCAUACCCGUUGUGUGAGGACUUACACGAAGCGGAAGAUGCAAGGCUUGCUGCAUGCUAUGACCCUCUUAGUUCUGAUCUGCAAGCGGGCGACUUUAUUAGUCUCUCGCAAUCUCAAGUUUCAAGGCACCCCUAUUUGAACCAUACACCGACCGAGGAACCACCAAAUGCAUACCAUGUCCAUGAACUUUCUCCGCAGUCACAUCCUCCUCUUGACCUUUACAUGAGCAGUUUCUUCGUCUGA